Gordionus sp. m RMFG-2023 is the source of this 3566-nucleotide messenger RNA. RefSeq lists its product as uncharacterized. Lineage: Eukaryota; Metazoa; Nematomorpha; Gordioida; Chordodea; Parachordodidae. The coding region runs from base 42 to 3098 and encodes 1018 amino acids. Gene Ontology annotation, cellular component: membrane; lysosome. Gene Ontology annotation, molecular function: protein binding; beta-N-acetylhexosaminidase activity. The transcript has 18 exons. The record is from RefSeq and is a predicted model, not a curated record. Gene Ontology annotation, biological process: carbohydrate metabolic process; ganglioside catabolic process; glycosaminoglycan metabolic process.
UUUAAAAUUAGCAUAUGAUUUUCGUGACGUUUUAAUAGCACAUGGCAAAUCUCACUGAAAAUAUUAAAAAUGCCCUAUAUGAAGGCCGCACAGAUAUAAUCCUAUCCUUAUUAAAAUUUCAGAAUGGCAAUAAUACCGAUAAAAAAUUAAUGGAUAAUCGAGUUGAUCAUGAUGGUACAAUGCUUCAUAUUGCUUCAAAGCUUGAAAAUCAAGAUUUAACCAGAGCUCUUCUAUUAAGAGGUGCUGAUGUUACUAUUAAAAAUGAAUUAGGACUAAUGCCUAUAAAUAUAUCAUCUUCUAAAAUUAAGAAGAUUUAUAGUGAAGAAUUCUUUAGAAGGAUAUCCCAGAAUGACCUCAAUGGAGUUAAAAAUAUAAUUCUUGGAGGGAUAGACAUUAAUAUAACUAUUCCAUCUUUAGACAAUAGUAAUUGCAUGCACUGGGCUGCCAUUUUUAGUUCUCCUGAAGUGAUCAAUUAUUUAAAAGACAAAGGUGCCAAUAUCAAUUUAUUAAACAAAGCUGGUCUUACACCCUUGCACCAAUCCUUAUUAGCUGAAAAAUUGGAAAAUUUUAAGAUGCUAAUCAAAUUAGGAGCCAAUCCAAGCAUUUGCCCAAAUGGCUCAAGCAAAUACGCCAACCAAUCAUUGCGCGAGAUAGCGUCAACUUUAAAUGAGGAUAAGAGGGCCUUAUUUUUGGAUUAUAUAGCCACUCUGGAUAUUUCUCAUUGCCCCUUGGAGCAUUCUGAUUCUGACCAUAAUUCCGCGCCAAAAAACGAUGGAGAUAUGAGUUCCAACAACGUAAUCAAUUAUCCGCAAGGUCAAUCUAGCCAUUCCGAGGCGACGGAUCAAAGCUUGACUCACGCCCAAAUGGAGGAGCAUUCGUUCCUGAAAGUGCUUUGGCCAAAACCUAGGAAGGUUUACAUGAGCGACAUUUCCGAGCACGCUUUUUCUCUACCUCCCAGCGUCAAUAUUUGCUUGAUAUCCAAAAUACCUAACGUCACUCCCAUAAAGCUUUGGGAAGUUUGGGAAAUUUUUAGGGAAAGUUUUCUAUCACUGGGUUCGGUCCUCAUAAUGCAACCGCCUUCCGUGAGACGCGAAAGCAAUAUAGUUUGCCUCUUAGACGACAAAACGUUCUCCAAGGAUCAAGGCUACAAGCUGGUCGUGGCCAACAAACAAAUAAAAUUGAUAGCGAAAGAUGUCCCGGGAAUGUAUUACGGUAUUUCGUCACUCAGGGAAAUUUUAAGAGCCUCGCCCGAUUUCAUUCUACCCAAGUUUUCUAUAAUAGAUUGGCCUGUCUAUCUUAACAGAGGGAUUUUGCUAGAUAUAUCGACCGGGAGAAUUCCGAAAAUCGGUUAUUUGACGCGAAUGAUUGACUUCUUAGCGGGACUCAAGAUGAAUAAAAUUUACCUCAAUCACCGAUUCGACGUAAGUUCGUCUUCCUGUGACAAUGCGUUGUCUCAAUGGCAGGUGCCUUAUUCUGCCAUGGAUAUCCUAUUCCUCGAAAGGUAUUGUCAGGAAUGUUGCAUUCAAUUAGUUCCGGCCAUAGAUAUUACCGCUAUGACCCCCGAUAAAGAUGCGGAGACGAACGAGUCUAAUUAUAAAUGCGGGAAUUUUCGACUGGAGCCGGUCAGGCAGUUUUUGGAUAGCUUUACCAAUUGCAAAGAAAUAUACGUGGGCCAAAACUUUGCCAAGGCACUUUUAGAUCAAGAUUCUUCCGCCACCAAUGGGAGCACUCCCCUCGCUUCCCUCCUAGCCACUUUGCUCGGGAUCAAUAAUAACCAAUCGAUAAUUAUCGAUUCAGAAAAUAUCGAUUCCGCUAAGCGGGGGGAGAGUAAAUUCUUCGACGUAGCAUUAGCUGAAAAAACGCUGGAUAGUUUGGGACCCGACAUUGCCGUAGGAGUCCGAUGCGGAUACGAUCAUUCGAGCAAGAGAGUCGAAGCCCUGUCUGAAUUCUUGAAACAAAAUGGCGUGACUCACACACUUUGCAUAGAUAGCGUUUGGGGUCGUUCCCUGGCGGGCAACUGUAAAUCGGAUUUUCCUGUCCAAAUCCUAAAAUCCCAUUAUAACGAACAACGUAAGAAAUCAUCUUUAACCGAAAAUCCGCAUAGUAAUGACACGAAUUAUCACGAAAAUGGGUCCGCUAACACUAACGAAGAUUCGCCGCAGAAUAUUACUCACAUCAUACCUGAUUCAUGUUCGAUCAACGAGAACGGCGAAAUUUUAGGAGCCAUACAUUGCUUGUGGACAAACAUGCCCAAUUUUGUGGAUCAUUUAUUCAGUUGGCCAACUAUUCUAGCACUUUCCACUUAUCUUUGGAACGGAACCAUUGUCCAACACGAAUAUUACUCCAAGACCCUUCCUUACAUCCUGAGCUGGCACGUUUUCCCCGAGGAUGUCGAAUGCGUCCUGAGUAACACUUUAUUGGAACUCCUGGCCAUAGAGAACGACAUGAACCAAAAGUCCCUCUUGCUUAAUUACGACCCCAACGCCAGAAAUUGUCAUUCCAAUCACGGGGGUGUUGGUAAUGAUAGUAAUAAAAACAUGAUUAAGAAGAGCGAUUCGUUCUUUUACCGGAUAUUGACGGCGCCCGACGAUAUUGAUUUGCAGAAUUUCACCGUAGAAUAUUUUGGGAAAAUCGUCAAAAUACUGCGCAAAAUAUUCAGCAACCUCAUCUCGUGGCGGAACAAGAUAGAAGGAGCUCCUCCGUCCCCGAAACCUAACGCCGGGCUCGACGGCCACCCCGAUAGAUCCUCUUCGUCUCAUAAAGUGGACAACCUCAUAAGCAAUUACAUUUGCGACCUAGAAGUCAUGACCCUGGCUUGCCGCUUGGCCAAAUGCCUUAUGAUAGCCGGAGCCAACCCCGAUCCUAAUCAGAAUAAUUCGGCUAAUGGUAGCAAUACCACCACCCAUUUCAUAAACCCGGGAUUGGCCAACAUUAACUCGAUCCAUAAAACCGAUUUGGCAAACAAGUUAUUGGACAUUAUUGGACUUUUUAAGAAAAACUGGCUUGAACAUAAUCUGGAAGACAAUUUGACGCAAAAUGUCGCUUUCUUGGAAACGCUUUUCAACAAAUUGGUUCCGCCAGGCACUCACGAGGAAUGAUUAAAUUUACAUUUUAAUGGCUAUUGCGACAUCUUUUUUUUUUAAAAUUAUUAUACCUUGUAAAUAUAUUGAUUUUAAAAGCUAUCGUUUAUAUUUCUUCGCACUUUAAAACUAUUUAUUAUACAUAAACGAAUAUACGCCAUUUUCGAUUGUUAUUUUGAAUAUUCAUAAAAAAUAGGGGAAAGGUGGGCAAAGAUAUGAGAAAUCCAUUACGGGAAUAUAUAUUUUUUUUAUAUAUUUACAAUCUUCUUUAAAAAAUAACUCUUUCACAUAUCGAUUUUAUAAAUUCUUAUUAAUAAUUUUAAAAAAAAAAUGGUUGCAGUCGAGUGGAGGAAACUAAAUAGCUUUAUAUUCAUAAAUUUAAUUUUUUUUUUGAUGCUCAUUAAAGGGUCAAUUAAUUUUCUUUUUUUAAAAUAAUAUUUAAAUUAUAAAUUAAUAUGACACAAACACCUUUUUUUCUAUUUUACA